Molecule: messenger RNA, 2142 nt
Organism: Kluyveromyces marxianus DMKU3-1042
Lineage: Eukaryota; Fungi; Ascomycota; Saccharomycetes; Saccharomycetales; Saccharomycetaceae
Gene: HSP82
Product: Hsp90 family chaperone HSP82
Exons: 1
Coding region: 1-2142 (713 amino acids)
Biological process (GO): protein stabilization; protein folding; cellular response to heat
Cellular component (GO): protein-containing complex; cytosol; perinuclear region of cytoplasm
Molecular function (GO): ATP hydrolysis activity; ATP binding; ATP-dependent protein folding chaperone
Source: RefSeq, a predicted model, not a curated record
AUGGUUAACCAAGAGACAUAUGAGUUUCAAGCUGAAAUCACUCAGUUGAUGAGUUUGAUCAUCAACACAGUGUACUCUAACAAGGAGAUUUUCUUGAGAGAGUUGAUUUCCAAUGCAUCGGAUGCAUUGGACAAGAUCAGAUACCAGUCGUUGUCUGAUCCUAAGGUUUUGGAGACUGAGCCAGAGUUGUUCAUUAGAAUUACUCCAAAGCCAGAAGAGAAGGUGUUGGAGAUUAGAGACUCUGGUAUUGGUAUGACCAAGGCUGAGUUGAUCAACAACUUGGGUACGAUUGCCAAGUCUGGUACCAAGGCUUUCAUGGAGGCAUUGUCUGCUGGUGCGGAUGUUUCUAUGAUUGGUCAAUUUGGUGUUGGUUUCUACUCAUUGUUUUUGGUUGCUGACAAGGUUCAAGUGAUUUCCAAGAACAACGACGACGAGCAAUACAUCUGGGAGUCCAAUGCCGGUGGUUCUUUCACUGUUACUUUGGAUGAGACCAACGAGAGAAUCGGCAGAGGUACGAUUUUGAGAUUGUUCUUGAAGGAGGACCAAUUGGAGUACUUGGAGGAGAAGAGAAUCAAGGACGUUGUGAAGAAGCACUCCGAGUUUGUCGCAUACCCAAUCCAGUUGAUGGUCACCAAGGAGGUCGAGAAGGACGUUCCAGUUGCUGCGGAAGAGGAAGAAAAGAAGGACGAAGAAAAGGAGGAAGACGACAAGAAGCCAAAGUUGGAAGAAGUGGACGAAGAAGAAGAGGAAAAGAAGAAGGACGAGGCCAAGACCAAGAAGGUCAAGGAAACCGUCAAGGAGUUGGAAGAGUUGAACAAGACCAAGCCUUUGUGGACCAAGAACCCAUCGGAAGUCACCCAAGAAGAAUACAACGCCUUCUACAAGUCCAUCUCCAACGACUGGGAAGACCCAUUGGCCGUCAAGCACUUCUCCGUUGAAGGUCAAUUGGAAUUCAAGGCCAUCUUGUUCGUUCCAAAGAGAGCGCCAUUCGACCUGUUCGAAUCCAAGAAGAAGAAGACCAACAUCAAGUUGUACGUCCGUCGUGUGUUCAUCACUGACGAGGCCGAAGAGUUGAUCCCAGAAUGGUUGUCCUUCGUCAAGGGUGUUGUCGACUCCGAAGACUUGCCAUUGAACUUGUCCAGAGAAAUGUUGCAACAAAACAAGAUCAUGAAGGUCAUCAAGAAGAACAUCGUCAAGAAGUUGAUUGAAACCUUCAACGAAAUCGCUGAAGACUCUGAACAAUUCGACAAGUUCUACACCGCCUUCUCCAAGAACAUCAAGUUGGGUAUCCACGAAGACACCCAAAACAGAGCCGCUUUGGCCAAGUUGUUGAGAUACAACUCCACCAAGUCCGUCGACGAACUAACCUCCUUGUCCGACUACGUCACCAGAAUGCCAGAACACCAAAAGAACAUUUACUUCAUCACCGGUGAAUCCAUCAAGGCCGUCGAAAAGUCUCCAUUCUUGGACGCCUUGAAGGCUAAGAACUUUGAAGUCUUGUUCUUGGUCGACCCAAUCGACGAAUACGCCUUCUCCCAAUUGAAGGAAUUCGAAGGUAAGCAAUUGGUCGACAUCACCAAGGACUUCGAACUAGAAGAAACCGAAGAAGAAAAGGAACAAAGAGAAAAGGAAAUCAAGGAAUACGAAGGCUUGACCAAGGCUUUGAAGGACAUCUUGGGUGACCAAGUCGAAAAGGUCGUCGUCUCCCACAAGUUGGUCGAUGCGCCAGCCGCCAUCAGAACCGGUCAAUUCGGUUGGUCCGCCAACAUGGAAAGAAUCAUGAAGGCCCAAGCCUUGAGAGAUUCUACCAUGUCCUCAUACAUGGCCUCCAAGAAGAUCUUCGAAAUCUCUCCAAAGUCUCCUAUCAUCAAGGAAUUGAAGAAGAGAGUCGAAGAAGGUGGUGCCGACAACAAGACCGUCAAGGACUUGACCAACUUGUUGUACGAAACCGCUUUGUUGACCUCCGGUUUCUCUUUGGAAGAACCAGCUUCCUUCGCCUCUAGAAUCAACAGAUUGAUCUCCUUGGGUUUGAACAUCGACGAAGAUGAAGCUGCCUCCGAAGACGCUGCUGCUCCAGAAGCCGCUCCAGAAGCUCCAGCUGAAGAAAUCUCCGCUGAAACCGAAAUGGAAGAAGUCGACUAA